Molecule: messenger RNA, 2220 nt
Organism: Didymosphaeria variabile
Lineage: Eukaryota; Fungi; Ascomycota; Dothideomycetes; Pleosporales; Didymosphaeriaceae
Exons: 2
Coding region: 1-2220 (739 amino acids)
Biological process (GO): regulation of transcription by RNA polymerase II
Cellular component (GO): nucleus
Source: RefSeq, a predicted model, not a curated record
AUGUUAGCACUACCACAGAGACGUCAACACCUCCCACAGACCCACCCUUCCGCUACUCUUCCUUCACCUACAUCACCGCAACAGCUUUCCUUCGACCAGCUGUCGCAACAACUCUCGGCACAACAGCUCUACGACCAGAAACUGCUCAACGACUAUCUCGAGUCACAGCGGACCUUCGCAGACUCUGCCAUCGCCGUCGACGAGGCGUCCAACUCGUUCAUGACGAGCGCCUACGACUUCAACCCGUCCAUCAGAAUCCAGCAGUCGACCCCUACACCGCAGCUACCUGCAGCUUUCCCCCAGUCCUCGAUGCACGCCACCGGCGCAACCAUCAACAACUGGCACGCAUACCAGAACUUGUCUGGCAACGGCCAGUCGCUGCAGACUCCCGCACAAAGUCGGACGGGCAGGACGCAUCAGCGCGCGUCCUCUUCGUCAUCGGUAGGCUCUGCAGGCUCACAGUACCAGCCUGUUGGUCCGACCGCCAGUUACCCGUACGUCGCGCUCUCCGACAAUUUGCCAUCGAGCUCAGCUCUACUCGAGUUUGAGUCAUGGAACAAAGCUGACCAACAUUCAAGAGCCUUCUCGAACGCCUCGAACCAUCUUCCGACACCGACGCACACCCCUACACAAGAUUCCUUCAUGGGAUCCAACAACUUCAACAACUACACACCGACCUCGUCUGGCAUGGACCCCACCAUGGCUGCACACAUGUCCAUGAAGCAGGCACUCAUGGAUCAGCAUGUACCUGAAGAGGAUGUCCCAGGCUUCGUACACUCGGCGCGACAUUCAGUAUCGAGUUACGGCCACGACUCUCCAGCCACACCUCACACGAGCCAUGGCGAUGACAUGGACUUCAAGAUUCCCCCCAACGGUGAGACUCUCCGCAAGGUUGAAUCCUGGCUGUUUAAUCAGUUCAUUGCUUACGAUGACGAACCAGAAUUGCGACCUGUUCCAAAGUUCGAAAGAACAUAUACCGACGUUGCUGCCGACUACUCGUUUGACCCCAGCAGUGUAGCGCAAACACAGUCAAUACCCCCAACCAAGCCAGCGGCAAACACGCUUCUGUCGCCCUGGCGCAGCAGCAACCCCAACGACAUUGUCCAGCGUAGCCUUCAGGCAGCACAGAUGGCGCGAUCCCAGUCUCCUUCGAGUUCGGCAUCGCGUGGUGACUCACCGUUCCGGAGAGGGUCGCCAUACAGGCAACCUACCAAUUCAUUCAACUCUCCUCGCGUCGCCGUCGCAACCGCAGCAGCAGCACGUGAGCAGAAGGUUGAGGCUGAUGCAGCUUACGCAAUGAAGUCGCAAAUGCAGUCAAACGAGGAUGCGGUCAAGACAAUCUCACCAAAGGACGCGUUACUGGACUACCGAGAAGCCGAUGAUGAUUCCAAGGUGCCAUUGUUCCCGGAUGGUGGCGCAAGCGAGUACGACCACCAAUACAACGGUGGCGACCAAUACAGAAACGCCACCCAAUCCACCUUUGACACAACAUCUGGACAGUCUUACCGAAGAGACAGUUGGGCGACACCUCAGUUUUCACCAAACUUCCCAUCGUCUUCGGCUGGCACUUCGCAACCUUCGUCGACUUUUGCAUUUGCAGCCCCCUCGAUACCAACCAACUACAACGAAGUGUCCAACUUUGCGCCCACCUCGCAGUAUCGCACUGCUACCAGCAUGGCAUCUGCACCGGACGCCAAUCCUGAGUUCCCGGCGCAUCUUACGUCCAUGGAGUCAAGCGCCAGCGAGGCGGGCCUCGAACCGGGUAGUCAGUCGAGCGACCGCCUGGUGAAGCCCGCGGAUUCUAGCGCCGACAGUGGGACGUACACAUGCACCUAUCACGGAUGCACGCAGCGCUUCGAAACCCCGCAAAAGCUGCAAAAGCACAAGCGCGAGGGUCAUCGCAGCUCUGCGACGACGAUGGGGUCCAGCAUGACAUCAGCGGCUUUGUUGGAACGCAACUCGCAAGCGGGGCCUCACAAGUGCGAGCGAAUCAACCCCACGACGGGCAAGCCCUGCAACACCAUCUUCUCACGGCCCUACGAUCUCACCAGGCACGAGGACACGAUCCACAACGCGCGCAAGCAAAAGGUCCGAUGCGCACUGUGCGUCGAGGAGAAGACCUUCUCCCGCAAUGACGCAUUGACCCGCCACAUGCGCGUUGUUCACCCUGAAGUCGACUUUCCCGGCAAGCACAGGCGCCGCGGAGGUAACCACGAUUAA